Molecule: messenger RNA, 1311 nt
Organism: Batrachochytrium dendrobatidis JAM81
Lineage: Eukaryota; Fungi; Chytridiomycota; Chytridiomycetes; Rhizophydiales
Exons: 2
Coding region: 1-1311 (436 amino acids)
Source: RefSeq, a predicted model, not a curated record
AUGGUUUCUCUCGCUGUGGUUUCCACUGUCGUAACUGCCUCAUCCGACAGCUCGUACAUCAAGUCCUAUGAUGGGAGUGAUGAUUAUUAUGUUGCUGAUCAGCAUGAUUGCGAUCAAUAUGGAACAUACGGUUCUGCUUAUGGUGGUUGUGUUUCCAAGUACGAAAAGGAUUAUUAUAGCUACAUCAAGCACUACAAGCGUGGUGAUGUUGAAAAAACCGAUGAAUACUACGAUAAACCCGUCGAGAAAGUCAAGUCUUACGAUUCUUACGACAAGGAUGCUCACUACGAUUCUUACGACAAGGAUACUCAUUACGAGAAACCCGUCGAGAAAGUCAAGUCUUACGAUUCCUACGGCAAGGACUCUUACCAAAAACCAUAUGAUUACAGCAAGUACUACAAGCGCGGUGGUGAUGAUGUUGAAAAAACCGAUGAAUACCACAAGAAACCUGUCGAGAAAGUCAAGUCAUACGAUUCUUACGACAAGGAUACUCAUUACGAGAAACCCGUCGAGAAAGUCAAGUCUUACGAUUCCUACGACAAGGAUGCUCAUUACGAUUCUUACGACAAGGAUGCUCAUUACGAGAAACCCGUCGAGAAAGUCAAGUCUUACGAUUCCUACGGCAAGGACUCUUACCAAAAACCAUAUGAUUACAGCAAGUACUACAAGCGCGGUGGUGAUGAUGUUGAAAAAACCGAUGAAUACCACAAGAAACCUGUCGAGAAAGUCAAGUCAUACGAUUCUUACGACAAGGAUACUCAUUACGAGAAACCCGUCGAGAAAGUCAAGUCUUACGAUUCCUACGACAAGGAUGCUCAUUACGAUUCUUACGACAAGGAUGCUCAUUACGAGAAACCCGUCGAGAAAGUCAAGUCUUACGAUUCCUACGGCAAGGACUCUUACCAAAAACCAUAUGAUUACAGCAAGUACUACAAGCGCAGUGGUGAUGAUGUUGAAAAAACCGAUGAAUACCACAAGAAACCCGUCGAGAAAGUCAAGUCAUACGAUUCCUACGGCAAGGAUACUCACUACGAGAAACCUGUCGAGAAAGUCAAGUCUUACGAUUCCUACGACAAGGAUACUCAUUACGAUAAACCCGUCGAGAAAGUCAAGUCAUACGAUUCCUACGACAAGGAUACUCAUUACGAUAAACCCGUCGAGAAAGUCAAGUCUUACGAUUCCUACGACAAGGAUGCUCAUUACGAUUCUUACGACAAGGAUACUCAUUACGAUAAACCCGUCGAGAAAGUCAAGUCUUACGAUUCUUACGGCAAGGACUCUUACCAAAAAACAUAUGGUUAUGAAAAAUAA